Molecule: messenger RNA, 1652 nt
Organism: Dentiscutata heterogama
Lineage: Eukaryota; Fungi; Glomeromycota; Glomeromycetes; Diversisporales; Gigasporaceae
Source: the annotation of a GenBank genome assembly
AUGAAAAAACAUUACAAUAAAGGAACUUUGGUUUCAAAAAUUUUCAAUGGCGUGAAAAAGAUUGUUAAUAAGAAGCCGAAGCCUACAUGUCAAGCUUCAGGAUGCUACAAUCUUUGCGCGAGUCGAAAGGAUGUUUAUUGUACUAGAUGCAUUAAAUAUCCUCCUCCUGUUCAAAAUAUCUAUAUACCUCCUGUGACUGUUAAUCCGACUCCCCCUCCAUCUCUCGUUACUGUUGCGCAACCUGCUGUUAAUCAACCUAUUGUGACCGCUAAACUGACUACUCCACCACCACCUCCUGUGACUGUUAAUCCGACUCCUCCACUUCCCGUGAAUGUUAAUCAACCUAUUGUGACUUCUAAAUCGACUACUCCCCCACCUCCCAAGCUAAAUCAAAUAUUCUCAAAUUCGGUGAUCAAAAAGACUGAAAUGAAGUUAUUGAAAACAAGUGAUUCUGAAUAUAAAGAUGCCCUACAAUCCUUCCGUAUGGGACUUCCCAAUAAUACUAUUCUUGGAAUAUUCAAGUUAAACAUGCCGACUCAUCUUGUGAAAGCUCAUAACGAUUACAAAGCAAAAUAUUCUUAUCCAAAUGUUAGAGCAUUUCAUGGAACAAAAUGUGUAUGCGGUCCUCAACGGUUUGUUUCCAAUCCAAAAGCUGAGUUUUGCAGAUCUGGGUGUGGUGCAUGUGGGAUCGCACAAGAUGGAAACAAGAUAAGAUUUUCUGGUGAUGGGAAAUUGUGGUUUGCCAACAAUUCGUCCGUUUCACUUGGCUAUUGCAGUUAUGGCUAUAAUGCGUCGUAUGGGUAUGGAAAGAAUGGGGCAUAUGGUGCCACGGCAAAUACCAUGUUCAUCGUCGAUCUCAUUACUAAUCUGUCUGGCCCAGUUUAUAUUCUUGAUAGUGAAGCGGUGUAUAUUGACCUACUGAGAGUGGGCUUCAAACCAGCUUCAAGCGAGAACGCUGUUAUAGCCGAUGUUGAAGUCACCAACUUUGCGGACAAUUAUAUUUUCCCUCAUAUUAAUCGUAAAAUCCUUUCAAAUGCGGAGUUUGGUGUCGGCAAACUUCAACACAUCUCGGAUCCUCAAGUUUUCAAUGGUUUUCAGGUGACAGGCACAGCCGAGACUUUUACUGACACAUUUGUGAAUGAUCUACUCCGUAUCGUUAAACUGAAUCACUUUCCCUUGAUGAUCAGAAAUCACCCGCUAUGUAAACUAUAUAUUGAAGGCGAGCCCUGCAUGUCCUCAGAACCCGAGUUUGUGGUGCAAAGGCAAAAAAUUACUGUUCUUGUGGUAGAGGACAAACACCUGAAAAAUGUCGGGUAUGCUACUGACUUUGGAGAAUCACAGAUCGCUGCGGUGAUUCUUUCUUGUGAUAGUGAGAAUUUACGAUCUCUUGGAAAAGCACCUAGAGAUCAGACAAUAUGGGCUAUUCGUGUAAUCUCUACAUAUGUUACCUUUUAUAAAGCUACGAUUACUGCAAUGUAUUGGAUGGAACUUGCAAACGGCCCACCGAAAGAGGAGGCAGUUAAGGUUCAAAGGUGGCCAGCUGAGAAUGGUCUGAAGACUGGUUUCGAUCUCGCUGAACCGGACGGCAGACGGACAGUGUUGACAGCAUUGGUCAAAAUUCGUGAAUCACUCUUACAAGAAGAAGACAAAGA